AUGGACUUCGUAAGGACAACCCGCCGCCUUCGAAAGCUAUUCGCGGAUGCUAACCACUACUCUUCGGCAGGUCCACAACACCCUGAACGUCCCGGUCUCCAAGAGUCGGAAUACAUCUUGAUGGAGGAAGCCGACGGGACCCCACUCCACGAGGUUCGGGAUGGCCAGAUGAUCCAUGAUAAGCUCAAGAUAGUGGACGAUGUUGUGGCUUUUGAGAAGAAGCUACUGUCGAUCUCGUUCACACGUUAUGGCAACCUGUACUAUGCGACGGACGCCUUUCCAGGCUGCGAAAAGGCCGAGCUUGCCGGCGAUGCUUUGCAGUCACAGAAAGACGAGAUAGAAAGGAGAUUUGUCAUCGGUCCAGUCAUCGACGCACCAUUUUGGAACUAUGGCAGAGGAGGAAUGGAGAUUGAUCGUGGUCCUUGUGAGGAUACCUCUUCUGAAAAUUAG
Messenger RNA from Cladophialophora yegresii CBS 114405, 450 nucleotides. RefSeq lists its product as uncharacterized. The transcript has 3 exons. Bases 1 to 450 code for a protein of 149 amino acids. Gene Ontology annotation, cellular component: mitochondrion. NCBI's taxonomy places the organism in Eukaryota, Fungi, Ascomycota, Eurotiomycetes, Chaetothyriales, Herpotrichiellaceae. The record is from RefSeq and is a predicted model, not a curated record.